Molecule: messenger RNA, 2006 nt
Organism: Heterobilharzia americana
Lineage: Eukaryota; Metazoa; Platyhelminthes; Trematoda; Strigeidida; Schistosomatidae
Source: the annotation of a GenBank genome assembly
ACUUUAGUUGGCGCUACAGGCUUUUGAAGGUCGCCGAUCAUGUGUAUUUAGGAAUGAACUUUGGAAAUUUACAGUCCUUUGUAGCUAAAGGCGGCAUGAAUUCUAUCACCGCCACAGCUUCGAAGGAAGAAGAUUGUAAAAUUGAACAACAUCAUCAACAACAUUUGUUUAGACCGAAUGUCCCUUAUAAUUUUGGAUCUUGGGAUUGGAAUGCAAUGAAUAAUAAUAUGAAUAGCAAUAAUACUAAUGAUGUUGGUAAUGGGGGUCAACAACAGAUUUGUAGACCUUUUUUCCCGCAGAAUGAUGUGAUGAAAAUGAUCAAUUUUAUAAAGCAGGAAAAUUAUACCCCCGCGAUGAUCAACCAUACAAACUUCAACCAAGAAAGCAACAACAAUAGCGAUAAUAAUAAUAAUAAUAAACUUGGAAUUAUGCGGCAAGCUCAACCUUCUCUGGAUAAGCUAAUUGAAAUGGGAUAUUCAACUCAGCAGUACCCAUACUCUUUGGAUCAGUUGCAUUCUCAAUUUCCAUUUGGUCAAACCAGAUUUCCACCCACUACAACAUCACUAUAUAAAGGCCCAACAGUUCACAGUGAGGACAAUCACAUCUACUCUGAAGUUGAUAAUAAGCCUAGAAGUCAAGAAGAUCAAUCACCACUAGAGAAGAGCACCAGUAAAAGCGAGAAAUUCGCAUGCGAUCACUGUGAAAAGAAAUUCAAAACAAAAUCAUACUUAAGUGAACAUAUAAAAGUUAUCCAUGAGGGUAUUUUAAUUCAGUGUGAUGAAUGUGGUGAUGGUUUCAAGUCAACUAGUUCACUUAAAAAUCAUAUUAAUCUAGUACACAAAGGUUUAGGGUUUCAGUGUCAUUAUUGUAACAAAGUGUUUACACAAAGACAUACCUUGAUAAUACAUGAAGAAUGCGUUCAUAAAGGAAUAAAAAUCUCUUGUAAUCAUUGUAACAAGAAGUUUGCAUCAAGAUGGUAUUUAAAAGAACAUAUCACAAUUGUCCAUGAAGGCAAUUUAUUGAAAUGUGAACUAUGUGGUCGUUCAUUCAAUUCUCAUUGUGCAUUGCGUUAUCAUUCAAACAUUGUUCAUAAAGAUCAUAAAUUUCAAUGUCCACACUGUCCUAAGACAUUUCGACUGAAAAGAUAUUUAGAGGGUCAUGUGAAAAGAGUUCAUGCAAAUUUAGGUAAAGGCAUUCCUCAAGCAGGCUGAUAUUGAAGAGUAAGCACACGCGGAUGAAAUACGGAAGUCAGAAACCCAAUAAUUCCAGUUCAUCAUGAAUGCUACUAUUAGUAGUAUGAUCAUUUUUCCUCUUUUUUAUUUUCAAAAAUAUUAUUGUCCACAUAUUGUGUAUCAUUAACAAUACUAUUGUCACUAUGAUAUUUGUGUAUUUAUGUUCUCAAUUGUACUUGUUGUAUAUGAAAGAGUAUGUAAUCAACAUAUUCAAUUUUCUAUCCUAACCAGAAAGCGGAAUGUAACGAAAGGGAAAGAACGUUAAAAACAACUGAAUGUAAAUAAACAAACUAUUUUGCUUCAAUUUUCUCUUUAUUUCUCACUUUUCCUUCUCUACACAAUAAACAACUAUAUACGACCAUAAUAUAGCUAUGUUUGUAUAUAUCUAUAUUCAACAUCCAAUGAUUUCAAAACCAUACGUAAAUAUAUUCAUUGUAACUUUUCCACUCUUUUCAAAAUAAGGCCCAUAAUAUAAAUCUCCGGCAUAGUUACCUCCUGAAACAGUUGACAUUAUAUCAACUAAGAAAGAAAAAAACCAACACAUAAACCUUUCGAACAACACACAGCCGAACAAGCAAAAAGUCCUCUAGACAUACCAACACAAACAACAGAACCAAACAGAAUACCACAAAAAACACUCAACUUCCCGCAAAAAAUACACCACAACCCACACCUAGGCUGCACAUGAAAAAGGCUUCGACAUACACACCGAACUAGAUUAACUGAACACACAAACAAACGCCCAACACAUUCACCCGACAACACCACCAAUAA